AUGAGCUCCCGUCGUCGGAAUGGGAAACCCGCGUCCUGCGAGCCCUGCCGCAAGGACAAGGUGCGCUGCGACCACGUCCUCCCGGUCUGUUCGCGCUGUCGCCGACGAAAGAUCGCCAAUCGCUGUUUCUACCACCCUGCGCCUCUGACUAGACCCACAGCGGUCGCGACCGACGGUGGAGAUCCGGUCUCGAGUGCGGCGCCCGCCAGGGUAACCUACACGCCGGCAACGACCACCUCGCCCACUCCCGAGGGCCAGGCCGAAGAGCCGUUUUGUCCGUCGGCGACCGACCAGGCGCUUCCUACGGGGUAUCUGGGACCGACGAGCUUCGUUGCGACGUUCGAGGGUGGUCGCGAGUUCGUCUCGAGUCCGAGUGAUGUGUUGCGACAGGAUGGCGCGGAGGGCUCGGCCUCGUUACCGGGUCUCUCGCCGUACUGGGUCCAUAAGGCCAGGGAGGUGUUGGAUUGCUUGAAGGAUUUUUCGACCAUCGCGCAGCUCGUCGACGAGUAUUAUAAUAUCAGCCAGGCGGCGGUUAUUCCGGCCCCGUUGGUCCUGGAGCCCCUGGGUCGCGUGAGGGCCGCCGUCGAGGAGUGGCAGGUUCAUGGCUACCCGGGUGAUUUGGCGACGAGUGUCCUUGCGAAUACGGCCAAGCCGUUGCAGAUCCCGUCGACUAUGGAGGCGAGCCAGUUCUAUGAUAUGUAUACGGGACCGAGACUGCGGUUGGAGAUUGUGGGGGUGAUUUAUGCGAUUGCGGGUCGGACGUCGAUGUUUUCGCUGGCGAGGGAUAGGUUGCCGAGUAGUAAUUGGCUCGUUGUGCGGGAGAAGUUUGCCAGGAGAAUGAUGGUGGCGAGUGAUAUUAUUCUGCAGAUAUGCAGGAUUCUCACGCCGGUGAAUGAUCUGACGGUCUGGUUGAUGUAUGAGAAUUUGCUGCUGGCCAGCGUGGUGCAUGGGGAUUCCAGCUCCGGGAAAUGGCACCGACUGGGUGAUUUGUCCACCCAUAUGUUCGAACUGGGUAUCCAUCGGGAUCCUCAGCAAUUAAGCGAUCUUCCCGUAUUCAUCCUCGAAUCGCGCCGACGCAUUUUUGCUGCCGCGUACCAACUCGAUAAAAGCGUCGCCACCUUCCUUGGACGACCACCGCGGAUAUCGUGGCGACAUUCCGACUGCAGUCUUCCUCUUGAUAUUGCCGAUGAUGCCUUGGUGGGGAGUCCUUCGGAGUUCGAGCUGGCCUCGACUUCUAUUGACAACAAAGGGUGGAACGUACAGACCGUCGUCCAGCGAGCGUCCUGGAUUCGGGUGCGUUUUUUGAUAAGUACAUUUCGAGAGGAGAUCUUAGAACUGUCUUUACAAAGACCGACUCGUGAGAUGGCCGAUCAGUUAAGGGAUAUCUCCUUCCGGUGUCACCAAGCAUGGGACUCGCUGCCGGGUCAUCUGCGUUAUACUCCGGACUGCUGGGACCGCGGGCUUUCCAUCGACAUCUGUCUGAUGCUCUCGGUAUCAUACCUGGCCUACCUGUACAACGACUUUCUCAUUCAAAGGCUGCUCGUCCAGCAGGAUCCCGAAGCCCAGACCACGCUGCUGGAUGUCAGCGCAACCCUUCUAUCCACAGUGCUAUCCUUCGGCAUCCAACGCGAGCACGUAAUUGACAUUCAGCGCGAUUUUAUCUGGACUGUCCUUUUAUACGGUUUCCCCAGCGCCGGUGUCCUAACUAAGGCCCUGCAAAACCAAGCCCGCACCGGCCUUCCCAUCCCCUACAAUGGCUCCCGAUCUCGUCUUAUUCGCGACCUCAGCGUUUUCAUCUCUCAUCUAGAAAACAUGGCGAGGCCCGGUAUUGCGAGCCAUGAGCUGUUUGCGCGGGCCAGCCGCGUCAUGUCAAGUAUCAUCGACGAGAUAUUAGAGACAAGGGAGACUGUUCCGUCCACUAGCUUGGACAGGGGCGCUAUGCCGUCUAUUCUCGACGGGUUCGACAUUUCAGACGAUCUGAAGCUGCUGGACAGUGUGGACUUCGGGGCCGUGUUCGAUCAGUGGAUCUUCUAG
Messenger RNA from Aspergillus steynii IBT 23096, 2034 nucleotides. RefSeq lists its product as uncharacterized. Bases 1 to 2034 code for a protein of 677 amino acids. Gene Ontology annotation, biological process: regulation of DNA-templated transcription; DNA-templated transcription. The transcript has 4 exons. Gene Ontology annotation, molecular function: DNA-binding transcription factor activity, RNA polymerase II-specific; zinc ion binding; DNA binding. Gene Ontology annotation, cellular component: nucleus. The record is from RefSeq and is a predicted model, not a curated record. Lineage: Eukaryota; Fungi; Ascomycota; Eurotiomycetes; Eurotiales; Aspergillaceae.